AUAUAAAUCGCCUGACUUCCUAUACCUGUUACUAAAGUUUGAAGAACGCUUGGUUCGAAUAAAUUCAGCCUCUAAUCUUACAUGAAAAAAUAAUAAGGAUAUUCAGAAACUGAAAUUCAGAUCUCGAAAAUCAUUCUCUUAGCUUGGAAUUUGAAAUUUUCAAGCGCCUCAUUCGACAUCUGCGUUUAAUUGCCAGCGCAAAUGUGUAUGUUUCGGGUUCUUGUGGUUCGAUAGCCAAAUAGUUGAAUAUCAACAAUUGUAGAAUGAUCCCUUCAACCUGGGAUGAACUUAGAAUACAAGCUCGAGUACUGGAAAGCGAAAUUGAUUCAAAGCUAGCUGUUUUCGGUAAAAUUGGGGCUCGACCAUUAGAACACAAACAUACCCCUCGUUUUACUUCUUCUGGAAUAAUAAAUAAAAGCGAUGUAACCCCAGAAGUACCACCAAAUGAUUUUGACACAAACUUUAACGUAAUGUGCAAUGAAAUCGAAGAGCAGCUUCAAAGGCUUACUCAAAUCAAUGAACGAAUGGCAACUUUUGCUCCGGAAACAGAAGCUACACCUACCUCUUUUGAUAGUACCACACGGAAUCCACUUAACCCUACUAAUAUGAUGGCAGCUGGUAGACUCAGUCAACUGCAUACAGCUAAACGACAUCGUGAAAUUCUUCGUGAUUAUGCUCAGGAGUUUCGUCAAACAAAAGCAAAACUUAUUGCUGCACGUGAACGUGAAACCCUUCUAGGAUCUGUUUAUAGAGACACAAAUACCACAACUAUAAAUCUAAGCGGUGAUUUUACUCCAAAAUCUCAAUCUGAUACAGAUUCUUCCGGUGGUAAUCAACGCUCUGGAUUACAAUCAAAUAUAUCUAGUUCAACUCGUUUACUUUUAGAUGAACAAGAAAAAUAUCAUCGAUCUAACCGUCUAUUGGAUGAACAUUUAGCUGCAGCAUCAACAAUACGAGCAGCAUUACGUGCUCAACGCUUUGCAUUACGCACUGCUUCAACAGGUUUAUCGAAUUUAAGCUCCCGCUUUCCACAAGUUAAGAAAUUGAUCAAUAAAAUCGAUUGGCGACACAAACAAGAUUCAAUUGUUUUAGGCCUAGUGAUUGGCUGUUGUGUUGUGUUUCUUUUAAUUUAUCGCUUCUUUUGAGUUAUAUGCAUAUAUACUACUUAUUUUUUUAGAAGGUAGUACUGUGAUGAUUUGAUGAAUAUCUUGUAAUUUCAAAAUAUGAAUGAGGUGCCUAUAAGUGUGUACAUGUAUUUCUGCUAUUGUCGAUAUUAUUAUUAUUAUUAUUACUCUUUUAAUUUUUUCAUUUUGUCAAUGUCUUCUCAUUAAAUUUAUUUGAAUUUUGACUUAUUGGGCUGAUACAUGAUGUGUUUUAUAUGUAUUGAGAGGUUCAAUUUAAACAAAGAAACAAAAUGUAUCUCAAGUCCAUCGAUAAGAACCUUAC
Schistosoma turkestanicum is the source of this 1446-nucleotide messenger RNA. Lineage: Eukaryota; Metazoa; Platyhelminthes; Trematoda; Strigeidida; Schistosomatidae. The record is from the annotation of a GenBank genome assembly.